AUGAACCCCCGGUCCGGGUACCUAUUGGGAUGGACGGCCUUCCUCUUCUAUUUCGCCGAGACGACUGAAAAUAAGAAAGGGUCGUGUGUAUUUCCCUUCAUCUACAAAGGGUUGACUUCUUUUUCAUGCACCAAGAUCAACAGCAUCUUUCCCUGGUGUGCAACCAAAGCCAUUUAUGAUGGAAAUUGGAAGUACUGUGAAAAGGAAGAUUAUCCACGAUGCAUCUUCCCUUUUCUCUAUCAUGGAAAAUCCUUCAAUAGCUGCACCACGGAAGGCAGCUGGCUGCAAAAGAAGUGGUGUUCGGUGACAUCCAGUUACGAUGAGAAGCUACAGUGGAAAUACUGUGAAGAAAAUGGAAUUUCUUCAGUGGCUUUUGGCCACCCUUGUCACUUCCCGUUCACCUAUAAAAACAAUAAUUAUUACAACUGCACUACCAAAGGCUCAAAGAACAACCUUCCGUGGUGUGCAACCUCUUACAACUAUGACCAGGACCACACCUGGGUGUAUUGUUAG
Molecule: messenger RNA, 513 nt
Organism: Elephantulus edwardii (Cape elephant shrew)
Lineage: Eukaryota; Metazoa; Chordata; Mammalia; Macroscelidea; Macroscelididae
Gene: ELSPBP1
Product: epididymal sperm binding protein 1
Exons: 4
Coding region: 1-513 (170 amino acids)
Cellular component (GO): cell surface
Molecular function (GO): heparin binding
Source: RefSeq, a predicted model, not a curated record